AUGUCGAACGAGCACUUUGUAAAUAAUUUAUNUGAGAAUGAGGAGAAGAAGUCACAGUUGGAGACUAAAAGCUCGAAGACAAAGGGUCCAAGUGCAGGUAGCAGAUCGUUACGGUCAGAGAAGGAAUUGAAGACAAACGAAGAAGCAACUGAAGAAAAGAGCACUGCUAUUAUGUCGACCAGAAGACGUGCUGGUUCUGUGCCCAAGGAAACAGUGGACACCAUCAGGACUCGUAGAGCGAAUAGCGUUGUGAAAGACAUCAUCCCAGAGGAAGACUCUGAGUCUUCAUUGGUAAUGGCAAGAAAAAAGCAUACAAUGAUGGCUAGUGUAAGCAGUCCAAUUGGAAAUGCCAGAAAUCGAAGAUCAUCGAUACAGUCGAUACCUGAAGAAUUAGAAGAAAUACUAAGUGUACCAUUGAAGGAGAGAAUAUCGGUUGCAAGCAACAAGGAACAGACUACGCAAUUCCCUAGACAAAGAAGAGCUGCGAGCGUCGAAAUUUCACAGGCAGACACAAUUAAAAGAACUAGGAGUACCCGCAAUAAAGGCAUAAUACUCAAACAGACUAUAGCUGAAGAAGAAGUGACGGACGUGGAGGUUCAAGUAGAUGCAAAAGCUGCGAACGUUAAAAAAACUAUGGCGAAGGGGAAGGAUAUCUCGGUGGAUGCUGGUACCAAAGAGACUAUCGAAGUCACCCCAAAACUAAGGAAGGUUACCCGAAGGCUGAGCGCCAAGCAAGAUGCUAAUGAACAGUUCUCGUUUUCUCAACCGGACAAGACAAAUGAUCCACCAUUGGAUCAGAAAGCUAUUAAAGAAGUGCCCAAUUACGUGUUUUCUCCGCCUCAUACCAGGUCGAAGACCAUAAUACCUGAUAAUCGAGAUUAAACAGCUUUAUUCCCAUAAUGAGUGAGGAUGAAUCAGAAGAGGAAGAAUUACAGCAUAUUGUACAGAGAAAGUCACAGUUUAAAACCACGGGUAAUUGAGUUCGGGUUUUUGUAAAUCAUUGUAAAACAAAAUUUUUCUUGCCUGAAAGAUCAAAUAGCACGUCGAAUUAAAAGCAUUUCAUUUUUAAUCAGUUCUCCAACUUUAAUUGGACUAUGCACCGUCAUAUUUAUAAUGGUUAAAAAUUAUGAAUAUUUCUUCCUGUAAUAAUAAUCUCUUUUUUAAAUGA
This is a messenger RNA of Megalopta genalis, 1168 nucleotides long. The record is from RefSeq and is a predicted model, not a curated record. NCBI's taxonomy places the organism in Eukaryota, Metazoa, Arthropoda, Insecta, Hymenoptera, Halictidae.